Messenger RNA from Anguilla rostrata (American eel), 6224 nucleotides. RefSeq names its product apoptosis facilitator Bcl-2-like protein 14. The record is from RefSeq and is a predicted model, not a curated record. NCBI's taxonomy places the organism in Eukaryota, Metazoa, Chordata, Actinopteri, Anguilliformes, Anguillidae. The transcript is spliced from 9 exons. Gene Ontology annotation, biological process: regulation of extrinsic apoptotic signaling pathway. The coding region runs from base 353 to 1060 and encodes 235 amino acids.
CAUGAAGUAACCAACAUGUUAGUUUAUGAACUUUGGGUGGAAGUUCCAGUCGAACCAUCACUGAAUGGGGCGGGACUGUGACUUGGAUUUCCCAAGACAUCCCGUGUUAUCACUCCAAGAACAAAUAUGCAAGAGGCUAUGUUCCGCUAGAAUUAAUGACACUUUUGGAAACCGGCAACUGUAGAAUCCAAAGUUCGUGUUGUGGAGUGUCGGUGGAGGGAUAUCUUAAGGAGACGAGUGUAGCAAUCAUACAACCGGCGUGAAGUGAAAGCAAUCAGUUACAAUUGCUGACUGGCGUCAAUAAAGCUGCGUCACGUUGACGGGGCUUCCAUACGUUUCCAAGUAAGGAGAGAUGGAGAACGGCGAUGUGAGCAGAGGGAUGGCUGGCUCAGGAGAGAGCAGUGUGGAGUUCAGGCUGCUGAUGGCCUACGCGCAGAGAAGACGACCCCGAAGUGCGCAGCAGCCACAGCCGCAGCCUGGCGGAGAACCCCCCAGGAGCCCCAACAGGAAGAGGAAGAGGUCCAGCAAGCUGAGGAAGCUGCUGCUCAUGUGUGUGGGUCCCCAGGGAGACAGAGAAGAGGAGCCGAAGGGAGAGACUGUUGAUGUAACCAGUUUGGCAGACAGGCUGAGCAGUAUUGUAGAUUCGGUGGACAUGAACGUGGAUGACAUUGAGGCAGACGGCCAAGAUGAUGUCAUUCAGCAAAUCGUGGACCUGUUGCGAGAGUCCGGAGACCAGUUCACCGAGAAGAUAAAGGAGGACAAGGUUUUGGCUCGGCACUUCGGCGGCGGCGACUUCACCUACGCCGCGUUCGCGAGGAUCGCCAGCCGGUUCCUCCAGGAGGUGGCGCCCUCCUCCUCCUCCUCCCCCUCCGGCGCAGUUUCCAGGAUCGCCCUGGCCUGCGAGGUGACCCGGAAGCUGACCGCCGUGGACGGGCACCCCAUGAACAUGGUGAUGGGCUUCGGGGCCAAAUACCUGCGGGAGAACUUCUCCACCUGGGUGCAGCAGCACGGGGGAUGGGAGAAUGCAUUCGCCGACGUAGAAGAGGAUGAGGUCGAGUGAUGCGGAGGAGGAACGGGGUCUCCCGCCCGGACCACGGAGGGGCGUGGAGCUCCCCAGCCCCGCCCCCUCUUCUUCUCCCGGCUUCAUCUGUAGCGAAACAUUCCGUGCCAAUCGAAAGCUUUCUUUGUGCAAUGAAAAAGGCAAAUCAAAAUGGCUUCCGCCAGAUAAAUGCGAAGUGAGCCCGGGUCCCCACGGCAGGUAAACUCGACGUGACGUCCGUUAAUUACAAAAAAAAAGGGAUUCAUCGGCCAGUCACAAAAUUAAUUUCUGAGGUUUCUUCUGUGCGGUUUUCCGUUGGGAGUAUUUUCCGAUGCUUCCAGCGCAACAGAAGCUCUGUUGAAUACUGUCAAACAGACAAAUACAGAAUGAAGUGCAAAGUUCAACAGCCACUUAAGCCAAAUGCUAAGGCCACGAAUGAACACACUUUUUGGUUAAUUAUUUGCACAUGUAGGCCUACUCGGGGAGGGUCAGACUUUACUGCAUUACACCCUGCAAUUAACGAAUGGAUUUGCACGUUGAGAUAUUUUUUCCACAUAGGGUGCUUUGGGGAGGGCUCUGUACACACUUAGAUAUAAGAUAAUACGUUUAUGAGUGUGCUACUACAUAUAGGUAUAUUGAUACCCAUUCAGCCCACCUACAUAACCGUAUUUGCAGGUGCCACAAAGAUGUUAGCAUUACAUCAUUACAUCAGUCUUGCCCUGCCAGGAAAUUGAGCCAUUAUGCAACUGGACUGGUACCAAGAUGACUUGUACAGUCAAAACACCACAGUGGAAAUGGCGGCCAACGGUUAUAGUUCCACUGCAGUACGUCGGGAUUAAAUCUUGAUAAUUGUUAUAAUUAUAAUGAUAAUUACAAAUGACUGAAAACAAGACUGUGAAGGCCCUGUGUUCGCUGUUUGAGAGGUCAGUUAGUUUCACUGAAGCAUUGAUUCAAAUGUUUUGUUUGAGGAGCUCUUUGGCUGUAGUGUUCGCUCGGUGAGGCAAACUGAUCCCAGGUCAGUACAGCACCAGCCCCAGGGACUUUCCUCAUCUGGAUCCGACUGGUUUCAUCUGGAUCGGACUGGUUUCAGGCGGAUCUGACUGGCUUCAACUAGAACUGUCACGCCAGCUUUGGCCAGCAGGUGUCGCCUAAUCUAGACAAUGCAUUUUAUUUCAGUGUAUUCCCAGUGCAUUACAGUUCCAUUACAGUAUAUACUGAAUGAAGAAUGGCUGCUCACUUAUCUGUUCAGAUAGAUUCUGAUCAGAAGGGCAAACAAGCCAGCGGGAAUUUGCACAUUUUCAGUUGAUUGCAAAGUACAUGUUUAUAUAAACUGCUGCUGGGCUUUGGGUUAUUUGGCUGAUGCCAGCCUGUCUUCCUUGCCUCAAACUGCCGUGUGGCAGACAAUGUGGUUUAUACCACCAUGCUAUAAUCUGCAAUAGUUUGCUCUGCAAACAUUUUCGGAGAUUUGCACAUCUGAAGGAAUCGAGAUCUUGAAAUGACUCUCCGUUCACCAGCUAUCAAAUCCCUGUGAAUACGACACUUGCGUUUUCUCUGGGAUUAGAUGGAGCGAGUGGGUGUGUGUGUCUGUGUACUUGCAUGUGUUUGGCUGUCUGUGGAUGCUUGUGUUUGUUUUCUAUUUGUAAAUAUUUCUGCCGUGUACAAACAGAAACACUUUUUUUUUUUUGCAAAAAUGAAAUGUAUUAUUUGAAAGACAAAAGGUUUUCUGUGGUUUUAACUGAAAUGUAGCCCUUCAGAAAAAUGUUCUGGACUGUAACUGAUCUAUCUGUGUUAUGUGCCCUUGUGUUGGAAAUGGUAACAGAUAGGAACUAAGCUCCAUUUGAUCAGAGCAGUUGACUGGCCACAAGGAGAUGCUCUAGCCAAUCAUGCAUUGUUUCAAGACUCCUGGCUACAGUCGACAAUGACAUCACUGUAUCAGUGUCUAGUGCCUCGGCAGCAUUUACGAAUUUAGGAAGAAGAAAAUACGCCUUGUCGUAAUUUGAUGUUAUUCCUAUGUGUGUCCACAAGAGGGAGCCACCAGAAUUUUCCCAUUGCAACAAACAGUGCGGCACAUUACUAUGUCUAAAAAAUUAACGGCCACAAGAGGGCGUCACUAGAACUUUCCCUUCUAAAGAUUGAAACGUGCGGAUAUUAUCUGCUACAUCCUGUUCUGGUUACGGAUACUACAAUCUCUCAUAAUCAAUUUCUUCCUCAUGUCAGCCAAAAUCUUAAACCACAUGCUGCAAUUAACGAAUGGAUUUGCACGUUGAGAUAUUUUUUUCACAUAGGGUGCUUUGGGGGGGCUCUAUACUCACUUAGAUAUAAGAUAAUACGUUUAUGUGUGUGCUACUACAUAUAGGUAUAUUGAUACCCAUUCAAUCCACCUACAUAACCGUAUUUGCAGGUGGCGCAAAGAUGUCAGCACAGGUAUAUUUUUCCAUUGGACACAAAUGUCAUGGGAGUUUUUUCAAACUCUCAGCGCCUUUGCUAACAUUGACCUGUGUGGGCUCACGACAUUGCUUUGCGAUCGUUUUUUCCCCUUCAAUAUUAACAAAUUUGCAGGUAUCACUCAAGACAUCGAAAAGCAUUGAUUUGGUAAUCGUGACACCAUCAUAUAGUUUAGUAAAGCUGUUUGUAGUCCAAAAUUUUGACAGAUGAUCCCGGUAAUAAAGUUGGAGACAGCAAUAGCCUAGAUACAUUAUCAAAGGUCUGGAGGCUACAUUUUCACUUGCUCACUUGGUUAUAAUUUUCUCAUGAGUGAAGAAAUAAAACUGAAGCUUUCCGUAAGCUCCAUUCGAGUGUCAUUCUGUAGUAUUUUUGCUUGGCGGCGCAGUUUAAACACAAGUGAAAGAAAGCCGUGUUACCUUUUUUCUCUCCAGCCUGCAGCGUCUGUCGUUUGUCUUAUUCCGUACCUGUUCCGUACACGUACAGAUGAAUGCCCCUCAAAAAAUAAUUUAAAUACAACAACUGGUCAUAUACAUGUUUUUUCAUACUUUAAGCCCACCACUUCAUCCGCUACAAUUAAGUUUAAGAAACAAUCUGUGUAACACUGUGUAACGCCAGUACAUAUGUAAAGCGAGCGUCACAUGAAAGGGAGCCGCCCCGUUUACUCCAGCAUAUACGGUUUGACAGAGCGUGACGCAAUGUUUGUGUUUUGGGGAGCAUUUAUGGGGUAUGUAGUUAAUAACUCGACGUGAUUGCUGAAGCCGAUUAGUCGUUGGACUUCAUUUCCCGAGUAAACCACUGUCGAAAAACCACGCGGUAGCCAGGUGUCUGCAAAUUGUAAAUACACCACCGCUGCAGUGCUUCAGAAAGCUUGUCUGCAGAAGCAGGAAGUCCCCAGAUGGAGGCGCUGUUGAAGUCUGUAAGUCGGGACCUCGGAAAUGGAAAACAAGUGGCGAGACCGGGGCUUGAACCCAGAACCUCAUGAUGCCAAGCCCAUGACAAUACCACCACACCACCAUGGUAUUCACGCUCCGCCCAUUGGAGCAACAGUGCAUAGAAGAUAAACCUACAGCACUGUAAGAGAAGUAAAGAUAAUGAAUGGGGUUUGAACCCUGAAGCUUUGCGUCCGUAGGCAAGGCUACUACCUUCGCCCCACCUUCCCUUCGGUGGGUUUGCCGUCUCUGCAGUGGACAGAAGAUGGUGACAUCACAGAAACACGAGAACUAAAGGUAAAGAACGGGACUUGAACCCUCAACCUUUCGGCCCGGAGGCAAACACAGUACCUCUACACCACCGAGGAAUCGACGAGUUUGUUGGUGACAUGUGGAUAGAAGAUGAUGAGAUCACCAAAACUCACAAUGAAUAAAGAUGAGCGAGGUUCGAACUCUUUACCGUUCCAACCAGAGGCAAAGCCAGUACCGUUACGCCACAGUGUCCUGAGCAUGUGGUUGUUGAUGCGGUGCAUAGAAGGUGAUGAGACAACAGAAACAAAGGAGAAAUAAAGAUGAAGAAUGAGGUUUGAACCCUCGAUGCUGCGGUUCCCAGACGGCAACUCUACCGUUAAGCCACGGUGGCCGUGGCUGUUUCGGCGGGCGAUUAUAGUGGAUUUAAGAUUAUGAGACAGAACUCAAACUCCAGAUUUACCAGGAUUUUUCAGCCGCUCAUAAUCCACAGUAUUUUGCAUAACCUCUUUUUUUUUUAACGUAGUGACCUGGUAUACCUCAGAUACAGAAGUGGUGUACGUUACUGCAGUAAUACAGGCUAAGACUAAUUUUGCUCUUGGACACCUGGGAUUUGAACCCCUGACCUACGGGUUACAAGUCCAGUUCCUUAACCAUUACACUAAACUACAGUAAGCUCAAUACUGCUGAGCGUGAUGCAUUAAGUACUGCACUGCUGCUACAGUGAGCUCAAUGCUUGAUGGCUUAAUGCUUAUUGGCUGAUGCAGUGGACAGAAGGUCAGAAAUACAAAAGGAAGUGUUGUGUGAACCCACAAGCUCUGUAUACAGCGUUUUAUAUUUUAUUUUUAAAUGUUUAGAAAUGUUAAGCAAAUGUAUAUUUUUGUAAAAGGUGGCAAAACAUAAACCCAAAGCUGAAUAUAUAGAAGCUACUUUGUGAAAGCUUUUGUCUCAUUGAUGGAAUUCCUUUGCAUUUGUGAGUUGUGAUUUUAAACUGGUGAUUCAAAGUGUCUCCAAUCAGAGCACCUUAUUAAAGGAGUAAUAGCUUACAGGUGUGACUGAAGGUGAUUAGUUGGUUAAAAAAAUGUUUUGCCUUUGUAUGUAUUCCUUCACAGCGAUCAAAUGAGAUAGUCCGUGUUGCCGUUACUGCACAUCAGAGAAUGCUAAUUUUCUCUGCUUGCGUAAGGCAUACUGUUCAGUGAACAGUUUCAGUGUGUGUUGAGGUGCUGGGGUUUUAAGUGCACAGUACUCAGUGUGCAUUUCGGAACUGUAUUCUUCCAUUAAACUGCAGCUUUGAAAGUUGAACUUGAGUUGUCGUUGCGCAAUAAAAUGACCAUGCAAUAAUAACAGUUUCAGUCGACCUUUCUUAGCCCCUGAGGACGAAUUGUGCGCAACGUUAAAAAUCCACAUACAUUUGACCCUACAGAGCGCUGCUGUUUUUUAAUUCGGCUUGCGCUGCUGUAAAGCUAUUUUUAUCCAGCAGAGAGCUACAUGCUUCACCUGUAGCGCCCAGAACUGAUUCCACCGAUGCGUUCCCCCAUAAUCUACUUUUAAACUUCUUUUUU